This is a messenger RNA of Asparagus officinalis (garden asparagus), 1083 nucleotides long. Its product is annotated as 11-beta-hydroxysteroid dehydrogenase-like 5. The transcript is spliced from 6 exons. The record is from RefSeq and is a predicted model, not a curated record. Bases 1 to 1083 code for a protein of 360 amino acids. Gene Ontology annotation, molecular function: oxidoreductase activity. NCBI's taxonomy places the organism in Eukaryota, Viridiplantae, Streptophyta, Magnoliopsida, Asparagales, Asparagaceae.
AUGGAUCUGCUCAACUCUUUGAUGAACUUUGUGGUUCCGCCGGCGAGCAUGGUGAUGCUGGCGUUUGCGUGGCCAACCCUCACCUUCCUGCAUGCUGUGGAGUGGUUCUUCCACAGCUUCUUUAAGGAGAACAUGGAGGACAAGGUUGUCGUCAUCACCGGUGCCUCAUCCGCCAUCGGCGAGCAAAUAGCCUAUGAGUACGCUAAGAAGAAGGCGAACUUGGUCUUGGUUGCGAGGAGAGAACAGAGACUGAGAGGGAUAAGGGAGAAUUGCAGGCUCUUGGGAGCGAAGCAUGUCCUCAUUAUGGCUGCUGAUGUUGUCAAAGAAGAGGAAUGCAGGAGAUUCAUCGGGGACACAGUAAGCUAUUUUGGCCGCCUGGAUCAUCUUGUCAACACUGCGAGCCUUGGACACAGCUUCUUCUUUGAGGAUGCUAUCGAUACUUCAGUGUUCCCACAUCUCAUGGAUAUCAAUUUUUGGGGCAAUGUAUAUCCUACGUAUGUUGCAUUGCCCUUCUUGAGGCAAAGCCAUGGGAGAAUAGUUGUUAACGCAUCUGUGGAGAGCUGGUUGCCUAUGCCGAGGAUGAGCCUUUAUGCUGCAGCAAAGGCAGCUGUGAUCAACUUCUAUGAGACACUGAGGUUUGAAGUGAAAGAUGAUGUCGGAAUCACAAUAGCAACUCACGGAUGGAUUGGUAGUGAGAUGAGCAGUGGGAGGUUUAUGCUUGAGGAGGGAGCAGAAAUGCAAUGGAGGGAAGAUAGAGAGGUACCCAUUGGAAGCAGCCAAGUUGAAGAAUACGCAAAGCUCCUAGUCUCGGGUGCAUGCAAAGGCAACGCAUACGUAAAGCACCCAAGCUGGUAUGAUAUAUUCCUCCUCUACCGCGUCCUCGUCCCCGACGUCCUCGGAUGGACGUUCCGCCUCCUCUUCACUGCGCAAGGCACAAGAAAGGGCUAUAUUUCUGGCACCACAAGGCCAUUGGCUCUCGAGCCGCCGCCGCCUCGUAAGGCUCUCCCUGCUCCUCAGGGUUUUGCGUCAGCGGCCUCUCCUCAGGGAUCUUUUGCUUCUGUCUCUCCUAGGAGGAUGGAGUAG